Molecule: messenger RNA, 3031 nt
Organism: Raphanus sativus (radish)
Lineage: Eukaryota; Viridiplantae; Streptophyta; Magnoliopsida; Brassicales; Brassicaceae
Product: E3 ubiquitin-protein ligase UPL5-like
Exons: 3
Coding region: 121-2586 (821 amino acids)
Biological process (GO): protein polyubiquitination; proteasome-mediated ubiquitin-dependent protein catabolic process; positive regulation of protein catabolic process
Molecular function (GO): protein binding; ubiquitin-protein transferase activity
Source: RefSeq, a predicted model, not a curated record
GUAUAUAUACUCUACCGUACAUAUCAAUACAACACACACUUUACAUUAUAUCAACUGUCUCUUCCGCUUCCUCUUCCUCUUCCUCUUCCUUCUCGCUUCUACCGAGUUAUUUUCCGUUUAAUGACUCGCCUUUUAACAUCCUUAGACUCCUCACCCUCCCACCGAUCAUCUUCCUCCGACAGUCAGAAACGGAAACUCGAUGGCAACGGCGACGAGGAUCUCCUCCCCAUGAUGAAGAGGCCCAAGGUCAGCGCCAAGUCACUGAAUCGUUCCGAGUCGACUCGUUUGCAGGUCUUGGUGAGGAUGAUGUCCGGAGGGAAAACAAUAGUGAUCCAGGCCGACAAGAACGACACAGUGGAGCAACUCCACCAUAGAAUCGAGCUAAAGACCAAGAUUCCGAAGGAGCAUUGCCUUGUCUACCAAGGCAAGCAGCUACGGCUAGGACACUACUUGAGCGACUACUCCAUCGAGCAAGACUCCUCCCUUCACCUUCGCGCCCUUAAAAUCACAAAGCAUCCCUUUGCUUGGGAACUCGCUGAUAAUAUCUUGGAAGCAGUCUCUAGAAUGCUUAGGGGCGAUUUGUCUGUCUCCGUCAGUGACAUCCUCGUUACGUUUUUCGUGGUGUCUAAGAAAUUCAGAGGUGAAUAUCUCGAGAUUUUCUUGAGCUCUUCGGUUCCAGCUGCUCUGGUGAAGCUUUAUGCUUCUUCUUUGGAGAUCAACAAAUCAUGUGCAGAGAGAUCUAUUAAGCUCGUCUUUGAUAAGUGCAUAGAGUUGCAUGAUGAUCAGCGGAGAUGUUUUUUACCCAUCGUGUUAGAGUUCUUUAGAUUGCUUAGAAAGGUUUGUCCUCGUAACGAGCUUUAUGUGUCUUGUCGGAACACCUUGGGAUCUGUGCUGGAAUUGGUUUAUAGCUCUGACGAGUCUCGUAGUAGCUUGCUGAGUAUUGGGGAUGAGAUCUUCCCGUGUUUAAAAGAUUUAGUUAAACUUAUGGUGAAACAGUUAGUGGAUGAUGAUGAUGAUGAUAACUCAGGGCCUUGUUCAUGUGACGUUCAGAAACUCUCUUCCUUUUGGCAACCCUUGAGUUAUUCAAUACAAAACCAAGCUAAACUUUUCACUCCCAUUGCUUUGCCUCUCCAAAAAGAUGUAUUGGGGAAGCUUUAUCACGUCUUCGGGGAAUUGUUGAAUGCAAUGGGAAAAGGCAUGUUAAGACUUGAAUCAUUGUUGGCGAGAGGAGGAGCUGUGACUGCACAGUAUUCUCAGUAUCUUGCUAUACUGAAGAUUGUUAGUUCAAUGUCUGAACUCUAUCAAGGCGGUGAGGAACGGGUAGCUAUGCUUUUAAGUAGCAGGAAGGCUUCAUUCGGCGCCCUCAUUUUGAAAUUCACGAAAAGAGGGGAGGAUGAUGAUCACCAAUGGAUCUUUAAGUACAAGGAAGCCACAACCUUUGAAUCUAGGAGGCAUUUGGCAAUGCUGUUGUUUCCGGACGUGGAAGAAGACUAUGGGGAGAUGCACGAAAUGCUCAUUGAUCGGUCCAAUUUGUUAGCUGAGUCAUUUGAGUAUAUUACGGAAGCAAGCGCAAAGGAACUUCAUGGUGGACUGUUUAUGCAAUUCAAGAAUGAGGAAGCUACAGGCCCUGGUGUUCUUAGAGAAUGGUUUUAUCUCCUAUGUCAGGAGAUAUUUAAUCCGCACAAUACCCUCUUCACUCGAUCUGAUGAUGAUUUCAGAAGAUUCUCUCCAAAUCCAGCAUCCAAGGUGGAUCCAUUGCAUCCUGAUUACUUCGAGUUCACUGGUCGUGUGAUUGCUUUAGCUUUGAUGCACAAAGUUCAAGUGGGGGUGCUAUUCGACCGUGUUUUCUUCCUGCAGUUGACCGGAAAGAAUAUUGGUUUGGAAGAUAUCAAGGACACGGAUCGAAUCAUGUACAACAGCUGCAAACAGAUUCUAGAGAUGGAUCCAGAGUGUUUCGAUUCAGAAGCAGGUCUCGGUCUAACAUUUGUGUCUGAAACCGAGGUGCUGGGAAAAAGGAAAACAAAAGAGCUGCUUAAAGGUGGAAAGUCCAUUGCCGUUAACAGCAAGAACAGGGAGCAAUACGUCAAUCUUCUAAUCAGACAUCGAUUCGCCACAUUAGUCUCUGAGCAAGUAAAGCAGUUUUCUCAGGGCUUCUCGGAUAUCCUUGUAGAUACUGCAUCCUUUUUCAAGAGAUUAUACGUAGAGGACUUCGAUUGCAUGCUUGGAGGAGGAGACAACCUGAUAAGCAUAGAUGACUGGAAAGCUCAUACAGAGUACAAUGGAUUCAAAAAGACUGACCGCCAAAUACGCUGGUUCUGGAAGAUUCUGAAGAAAAUGACAGAGGAAGAAAGGAGGAGUGUACUCUUCUUUUGGACAUCGACUAGGUUUAUACCAGUGGAAGGGUUUAGAGGGUUAUCAUCAAAGCUUUAUAUUUACAGAUUACAUGAAGGUAAGGAUCAUCUUCCAACGUCUCACACUUGCUUUUACCGUCUCUGUUUACCAAAAUACCCCAAGAUUGCUCUCAUGGAACAACGACUUCGACUCAUCGCUAAAGAUCAUGUCAGCUCCAGUUUCGGUCAACGGUGAAUAUUUAUCAAAGACUGUAAUAUAUCUGAUCUUUUGGUUGGUAGAUUGGUGCUUUUGGUGUUUUUAUUUAGCUGUAGUCAAGCUCUGUUACGACCGGGAGAAAAACGUUAAAAAUCAGAUAUAUUACAGUCUUUGAACAGACAGAUUCAACUCUCAUCUCAAUUAUCUUCAUGAUAGACAGGAAAUAAAAAGAAAACCCAUAAUAUCUUUAUAUUAAACAAAGAGAACAGUAAAUCAUACUAGUACCUGAAUUGUCUUAUUACUAUUAUGUAUAAUCAUCAUCACCUUAUAUCUCGUAAGACAAUAGGAUUUACCAAAAACAAAGAGAAAAGAAAGACGAGAAAUGUUCCCUUGGGUUCAACAGGAAGCUUAUUACGCUGUCUUGACUUCAACAGUCUUCUCCUCUUCUGCCGCCGGCUUGACAUCUUUCUCUUCCGCAGCUGCG